GUAUUACGUAAAUAUGCUUAUCUCCAUUCGCGCCCUCGAAGAGAGCUUUAAUGCACUGCUUUGGGAAUCCAUGCAGAUAAAACAGUGCAACAGUCCUGCGUUCCUACAUUUGGAACGAUCUUCUUCAACAUUUCCGAUCAUUUUAAGGCCGAUACACAAGAUUCACAGAGAUAUUUCAGUCUUCUUGGUUUCCAGCCAUGGCCGCCAAGACAAAUUUUACAGCAAUGCUGGCGCUUUAUUUACUCUCACUGAUGUUCAUGGCCGGGGCGCACGCCAGAAAAGUAAAUAAAGACAGCAUCUUUGACGUGCAAGCUGCUCUGAGAGCAGCCAGAGGCGGAGCAGCACAAAGAUUCGAGGCAAAAGCUGUGGAAGAAGAAGAAUUAGCUGAUCAAACCCUAGCCGUAACCCUAACGCCUCCUUUGAAAGAAGCAGCAGCUGAACAGCAAACCCUAGCCGUUCCUCUGGUACACAGAGAUGCAGUCGCAGGAGCCACGAAUUGGACCUACGAGCAACGCAUAAAGCAGAUGCUGAAGCGCGACGCUGCGCGUGUGGCCGCCAUUUACGACCGUCUGUCAAACCUCACCGCAAAGCGGCCGUUAAUGGAGUCGGGGGGAGUAGAAAUCCCUGUAAUGUCAGGCAAAGGGGAAGGCAGUGGCGAAUAUUUUACGCGCAUCGGCGUCGGCACACCAGCACGGCAGCAGCUCCUUGUCCUCGACACAGGCUCCGACAUAACCUGGUUACAGUGCCAGCCAUGCGAGGACUGUUACAGCCAGUCUGACCCCAUUUUCAACCCUGCAUUUUCUUCAUCCUUCAACGGCGUCUCCUGUGACUCGAACCUAUGCCGCCAGCUCGACCAGUCCGGUUGCAGCCGCCAAGGUAACUGCCAGUACCAGGUCAGCUAUGGUGACGGAUCCUACACAGUCGGUAGCUUCGACACGGAGACCGUUACUCUCGGUAAAACUCGUGUGAGCAACGUUGCCUUCGGGUGUGGCCAGGAUAACGAGGGGCUCUUCGUCGGAGCUUCCGGAUUGCUCGGCCUUGGUGGCGGCGCAUUUUCUCUGCCUUCACAGCUGUCACAUUCCAACGGUAAUAUUUUUUCCUAUUGUCUGGUUUACCGGGACUCUAGUGCCUCCAGUACUUUACAGUUCGGCCGGGAAGCGGUUCCGCGGGAGGCGGUUUUUGUGCCGUUGCUGAAAAACAGCCGAAUAAACACAUUUUACUACGUUUCCCUUGCCGGAAUCAGCGUCGGCGGGAACAUGCUGAACAUCCCUGAAUCCGUCUUUCGGAUCGAUGCCACCGGCAACGGCGGCGUCAUUUUGGACUCCGGCACCCCCGUGACUAGGCUCCAACGCGGCGCUUACGUGGCACUCCGGGAUGCUUUCGUGGCUGGAAUGGGGAAUCUGCAGUUGAGUGACGGGUUUGUGUUAUUUGACACGUGUUAUAAGUUCCCGAAUAGGGUUUCUGUUACGGUGCCGAGUAUUGCUUUUCAUUUUUCAAACGGCGUUAGUUUGCCGUUGCCGGCGAAAAAUUAUCUGGUUGCCGUGAAUAGUCGGAAGAUUUGUUUGGCCUUCGCGCCGGUGUCGUCGGGGAUGUCGAUCAUCGGAAGUAUUCAGCAGCAAGGGAUACGCGUGUCGUUUGACCCGGUCAACGCUCGUGUGGGAUUUGCUGUCAACAAGUGCUGAACAAAUCUGUCGUGCAGAAGAAUGCUUGUUGAAUGGUUUUUCUUUGUCGUCAGAGUCUAGGUAGUUCUUAGAUUUUUUAUUUGGACUUAGAUUUAUAAUAAUUUGUAGGGCACUGUUUUAACUGGUUUGCGUAUAUAUAGUUUUUUGACAGUAGCUAUGGUGACUGUCCUUUUUCCUUGUAUUAGCAAAAGACAUUUUAUUGAUAUGGUAGGGAAUACAAGGGAGAAUUGUAGGGAACGCACUUUUUAUCUGAAUAGUUAAUUACUAAUUUGUAAAAUCAAAUAAUAUAAAGUUUAAUUAGCCGAA
Cryptomeria japonica (Japanese cedar) is the source of this 1988-nucleotide messenger RNA. Its product is annotated as protein ASPARTIC PROTEASE IN GUARD CELL 2. Gene Ontology annotation, molecular function: aspartic-type endopeptidase activity. The coding region runs from base 198 to 1682 and encodes 494 amino acids. The transcript has a single exon. The record is from RefSeq and is a predicted model, not a curated record. NCBI's taxonomy places the organism in Eukaryota, Viridiplantae, Streptophyta, Pinopsida, Cupressales, Cupressaceae. Gene Ontology annotation, biological process: proteolysis.